Messenger RNA from Microsporum canis CBS 113480, 1203 nucleotides. Its product is annotated as pre-mRNA-splicing factor cwc2. Bases 1 to 1203 code for a protein of 400 amino acids. The transcript has a single exon. NCBI's taxonomy places the organism in Eukaryota, Fungi, Ascomycota, Eurotiomycetes, Onygenales, Arthrodermataceae. Gene Ontology annotation, cellular component: U2-type catalytic step 1 spliceosome; Prp19 complex; U2-type catalytic step 2 spliceosome. The record is from RefSeq and is a predicted model, not a curated record. Gene Ontology annotation, molecular function: U6 snRNA binding; metal ion binding; pre-mRNA binding.
AUGACCUCAACAGACUCAGUUGCAGCUCAAGAGGAUGCAGUUAUGGCUGGACAGCCAUCUACAGAGCUUGAAAUACAAAAGACAACCGCGACGGAAUCAGCAGAAACUGCUCUAACAACGACAGAUGGAGGAGACAAGGAGAAGAAGACAAAGAUAAUCCGACGGAAAAGACGGCCAGCAAGAGUACAGGUUGAUCCGUCCACCGUAAAAUCAGAACCGCCUCCUCAGACAGGAACGAUCUUCAAUAUCUGGUAUAAUAAGUGGUCCGGAGGCGAUCGAGAAGACAAAUAUCUCUCCCAGCAGCCCGCAGAGUCGAGGUGCAACAUCGCGAAGGAUAGCGGAUAUACGCGUGCCGAUAAAAUCACAGGAUCCUUCUUUUGCAUUUUCUUUGCUCGGGGACUCUGUCCAAAGGGGCACGAGUGUGAAUACCUUCACCGCCUACCCGGCAUACACGAUCUAUUCAAUCCAAACGUAGACUGUUUCGGCAGGGACAAGUUUAGCGAUUACAGAGAUGAUAUGGGCGGAGUGGGCACAUUUAUGAGGCAGAACAGGACUCUAUACGUUGGGAGAAUACACGUUACAGACGACAUCGAGGAGGUGGUGGCUAGACAUUUUGCGGAAUGGGGCCAAAUUGAUCGGAUACGCGUCCUUAACCAGAGAGGAGUAGCAUUCGUGACAUACACCAACGAAGCCAACUCUCAAUUCGCAAAAGAGGCAAUGUCACAUCAGAGCUUGGAUAAUAAUGAAAUACUAAAUGUUCGAUGGGCGACAGUGGAUCCAAACCCGGCGGCGCAGAAGAGGGAGGCAAGGCGUAUUGAAGAGCAGGCCGCAGAGGCUGUGAGGAGAGCACUACCUGAUGAGUUUGUGGCUGAGUUGGAAGGAAGGGACCCUGAAGCGAAGAAAAGGAAGAGAAUAGAAGCUGGGUUUAAUCUGGAUGGAUAUGAACCUCCGGAUGAGGUAUGGUAUGCGAGAAGCCGGGAAUUGGAACAAACUAAGGAUACAAAAGAGCUGGAGCCAGCGGCCCAGCAAGAGUUGAUUGAAGCACCCCCUGCGCAGCCGGCCGGAGACAAUGGAAUAUUAUCCGGUUCUACAUUGGCCGCGCUGAAGAGCUAUGGCGGCCCUAGUAUAUCUACAAAACCAGCCACGACUCAGAGCUCCGGUGGGCCUCUGGUUGCUUAUGGUAGUGAUGAUGAUAGCGAAUGA